This is a messenger RNA of Anthostomella pinea, 1923 nucleotides long. The record is from the annotation of a GenBank genome assembly. NCBI's taxonomy places the organism in Eukaryota, Fungi, Ascomycota, Sordariomycetes, Xylariales, Xylariaceae.
AUGUCGUGGAAGCUCACCAAGAAGUUGAAAGAGACCCAUCUGGGGCCCCUGGCGAACACCUUCUCCCGGAACCCGUCGACUUCAACCAUCACAGACAAGGACGAAAAGCCGCCGCUUCCCACGUCCAACACUCCCGUCCCUCACGAUAAUGCAAUUGCCGCUUCAGAAUCCAUGGUACAAGAGCCUGUCGUCAAGCCCCCGAAGCCCGGUAUCCUCGUAGUUACCCUUCACGAAGGCCAGAACUUUUCCCUCCCCGAGCAACAUCGCAACGUCUUCUCCCAACAUGGACAGGGCUCCCAUUCGACAGGGAACGCCUUGAGUGGCUCGGUGCGACCUGGUUCUUCCCAGAGAACUGCCGCGGGGUCGUUCAUGAACGGCUCAGGUAGACCACAGACCUCGGCAGGCGGGUUUUCCGGCAUUCCUUCCAACCACGGCCGUAUCUCGAGCAAGUGGUUGCCGUACGCCCUCCUGGAUUUUGACAAGGUUCAAGUCUUUGUCAACUCAGUCUCAGGCAAUCCUGAAAAUCCCUUGUGGGCCGGCGACAACACGCAGUACAAGUUUGAUGUUUCCCGAGUGACGGAGCUGAACGUACACCUCUAUAUGCGGAACCCCAACGCGCCGCCCGGGUCAGGACGGAGUCAGGAUAUCUUCAUCGGAGUCGUACGCAUCAACCCGAGAUUCGACGAGAAGCAUACCUUUAUCGAGGACCCGAAAGCGAGCAAGAAGGAUCGCGAGAAGGCGGCAGCGGAAUUCUCCCAUAGAGAACGUGGUCUGGGCCACAGCGGUAUGGAAUGGGUCGAUGUGCAAUAUGGCACCGGCAAGCUGAAGAUCGGCGUGGAAUAUGUCGAGAACCGUGCGGGUAAGCUUAAGAUCGAGGAUUUUGAGCUCCUCAAGGUCGUCGGAAAGGGCAGCUUCGGCAAGGUCAUGCAGGUUCGAAAGAAGGAUACCAACCGGAUCUAUGCGCUCAAGACUAUCCGCAAGGCACACAUUAUCUCCCGAUCUGAAGUCGCUCACACUCUGGCAGAGAGGUCGGUGCUUGCGCAGAUCAACAACCCCUUCAUCGUGCCGCUCAAGUUCACCUUCCAGUCGCCCGAGAAGCUCUACUUCGUGCUGGCUUUUGUCAAUGGUGGAGAGCUAUUCCACCACCUGCAGAAGGAGCAGCGAUUCGACGUGAACCGGGCACGCUUCUACACGGCCGAGCUCCUGUGCGCAUUGGAAUGCCUACACGGAUUCAACGUCAUCUACCGCGACCUGAAGCCCGAAAAUAUCCUGCUCGAUUACCAAGGCCACAUCGCGCUUUGCGACUUCGGCCUGUGCAAGCUUGACAUGAAAGACGAGGACCGAACGAACACAUUCUGUGGCACGCCAGAGUAUCUUGCGCCAGAGCUUCUGAUGGGUCAGGGAUACAACAAGACGGUGGACUGGUGGACUUUGGGGGUUCUUCUCUACGAAAUGCUAACGGGGCUUCCGCCGUUCUACGACGAGAAUACUAAUGAGAUGUAUCGCAAGAUCUUGUCGGAGCCGCUACAUUUCCCCGGUGCAGAUGUGGUGCCGCCUGCUGCCAAGGACCUCCUCUCCAAACUACUCAACCGCAAGCCGGAGGAGCGACUGGGAGCGGGAGGUAGUGCCGAGAUCAAGGCGCAUCCCUUUUUCCACGCCAUAGAUUGGCGGAAGCUCCUACAGCGCAAGUACGAGCCGACAUUCAAGCCCAGCGUGGCAAACGCUCUUGAUACGGCCAACUUUGACCAAGAGUUUACGUCGGAGGCACCGCAAGAUUCGUAUGUCGAUGGGCCCAUGCUGUCUCAAACCAUGCAGAACCAGUUUGCAGGAUUCAGUUAUAACCGACCGAUCGCGGGUCUGGGCGACGCUGGUGGCAGUGUGAAAGAUCCCUCGUUCGUGGGCAGUAUCCAAGAUCGACGAUAG